AUGAAUUUGGCUUUUCCUUGCGAUUACGUUGAAGCUGCAGACAGCGUAUUGAGUGAAUGUAAGAUAGCUGCAGAAAAUAGAUUGAAACGCAAAAAUUCACGCUUAGACAAAUGUGGUAUUCCAGAAGACCAGUUGUAUUUGAUGCAGCAACAGUUAAUCGAAAAAGCACGGCAAAAACAGCUUGAAGCAGAAGCAGCAGAAAUGAGUCGCCUUCAGCAAGAAAAUAGUGCGUGUACAAGACGAUCGUUAAGUGAUUUGUUGUCUAAAGAUGAGGACGACGAGGAUUAUGAUACUGCAUAA
Messenger RNA from Thelazia callipaeda (thelaziosis nematode), 300 nucleotides. Lineage: Eukaryota; Metazoa; Nematoda; Chromadorea; Rhabditida; Thelaziidae. The record is from the annotation of a GenBank genome assembly.